CGGCAGCUCGCGGUCCCAACGCGUGACACGCGCGAGAGCGCUUUUUCUAUAACCCAAUUGCACAUUGAUACAUACGUAUAUGCAAUAUAUAUGCGUCACGGGCGUGUGUGGUAGAACGUGAUUGCGCGAACUGUCAUGUGUGGUUAUGCGGACGUGUCCGCCGUCGCCGUCGUCGCCGCUGCAAUCUGUUGACGUGACGGGACCCGGUGGUGGUUAAGGUCCUUAGUAUAUGCGUGCACGUGGAGAAAGCUGAGAGGAUGCUGCGAUGUCAGCACGCAGACGUCACGUCGUAGGGCCUGUGGCAGACUUUGCGAUUGCGAGUUCGAGUGACUCGCGGUACUAUCACGAUGGAGACGACGCGAACAGCCGAUUGUUGAGCGAGGAGAGUGUCAACUUAGCGGGCGAACGUUCUACGGCAACGACGACGACGACGACGAUGACGUCUCGCGAUAGGACCAACGAGUUCGUCAACGCGAUCCGCUCUAUGCAGAGUAGGACCACCGCGCGAACCACCGGGAACCUGCAGAAUCCGCGUCGCGCGCGCCAGAUACAGAGCUACUCGAACUUCAUGAUGAUAGCCAAGAACAUUGGCAAAAACAUUGCCAGCACGUAUGCCAAACUGGAGAAGCUUGCUCUAUUGGCCAAGAAAAAAUCCAUAUUUAAUGAUAGGCAAGUGGAGAUUGAAGAGCUUACAAAUAUUAUAAAAACAGACCUAAAAAGUUUGAAUGUUCAAAUCGGCAAAUUGCAAGAGCUUGGAAAGUCGCAAAGAGAAAGUUAUGGGUCCUCUCAAAGUCAUCAUAUUGCCUCGCAUUCUUCCUCCAUUGUAAUGGCACUGCAAUCAAAGCUAGCAAAUAUGUCUAAUCAUUUUAAAAGUGUCUUGGAAGUGCGUUCUGAGAAUAUGAGAGAGGAACAAAGCAGGAGACAGCAAUUCACUCAAGGAUCUGUAUCCACUAUGCUUCCUCCAAGUGUCGUUUCGGGAAGACAAGGAUCUUUGUUGCUGCAGGAACAAGUUUCUAAUAAUUCCGUUGCAAUAGAUCUGGAACCAAUGAUGAAUCAUCAGUUAAUGCAACAAGCUAUGCAAGAUGAUGCUGAUGCGUAUGUUCAAUCAAGAGCUGAGACUAUGCAAAAUAUAGAGUCCACUAUAGUCGAAUUAGGUGGCAUUUUCCAACAAUUAGCACAUAUGGUUAAAGAACAAGAAGAAAUGGUUGAAAGGAUAGAUAGCAAUAUAGAAGAUACUGAGCUAAAUGUGGAGGCUGCGCACACUGAAAUACUGAGGUACUUUCAGUCUGUGACGAACAACCGAUGGCUAAUGAUAAAGAUAUUCGCGGUUCUGAUAUUUUUCUUUAUAUUUUUUGUCGUGUUUUUGGCAUAACAUUAUCGAUACUUGUUUGUAUUUACAAUAUCAUUACACUAUCAUCUUCAUAUCCACACUAUUUGUGAUAUAAAGAAACAGUUAUGAAGCAAAACAAUUUUUAUAAAGUUGCGACUCAUAUAAUGUAGGCUAAAUGAAAGGUAUUCUGUGCAUUCCUCGCCCUCUCCCUUGAAUUGUGAAUAUUGUAAGUAUUGAUUAAAUUGUACAUCGCAUCCUGCUGAGACUAAUGUAAAAAGAAAAUAUUUCUAUAGAUAAUAAAUAAUAGAUGUAAUUUUCAUCUUCUGGAGGGCAAAAAAUUUUACAAAUAAGUUAAGCGAAUAACGUUUUACAAGGAAUAUAAGCAUUCGGAAUAAAAAAAUUAAUUGUUUAUAUA
Molecule: messenger RNA, 1745 nt
Organism: Linepithema humile (Argentine ant)
Lineage: Eukaryota; Metazoa; Arthropoda; Insecta; Hymenoptera; Formicidae
Gene: Syx5
Product: syntaxin 5
Biological process (GO): endoplasmic reticulum to Golgi vesicle-mediated transport; intracellular protein transport; vesicle fusion
Cellular component (GO): Golgi membrane; endomembrane system; SNARE complex
Molecular function (GO): SNARE binding; SNAP receptor activity
Source: RefSeq, a predicted model, not a curated record